Molecule: messenger RNA, 1731 nt
Organism: Paramecium primaurelia
Lineage: Eukaryota; Ciliophora; Oligohymenophorea; Peniculida; Parameciidae
Source: the annotation of a GenBank genome assembly
AUGAGAUCAAAUAUAUUAUCAUUUGGAUUUCAAAUAAAUAUUAUUAAGUACGAAGAUGAAAUAGUUUAUGAGUAUCAAUAAUUUAUUUUAUUCAUAUAGAUACAAACCAAAUAAAGAUAUAGCCGAAGAGUUUAUGAUGUGUGAUUUAUUCAUACCAUCUCCUUAUUUAAGAUAACAUACUAAAAUGAUUAAUAAGCAAUAAUUUCUAUUCAAAUUUGAGACUGAUAUAUUACUUUCAUCUCUGCAUUCAUAAGAUGAAAAUAGAUUGAAAAUGAUUGCAAGUAUUUCAAAAUAUUAAUAUGUAUAGGAUAGUUAUUGGAAGCCAUUUGGACCUUGCAUUAACAUAAUCUCCCUGGAAGAUGCUUCCAUAUUAAUAAUAUUUUAUGGAAUGAAAGAACAGAGAAAAUAACCUUAAUGGAGUUUGGCUUAUCAUCUCCUCUAAUAAUAUACCCUCCAGAAUUACUGAAUAAAAAAUAUAGAUGUUAUGGAAUUGAAAUUGAUUAAUUCUUAAUAGGUUGUAUACUUUAUCAAUUAUAUUUUCGAAAGCCUUUAGAACUAAAAGAAAACUGUUUAGAUACAUGUUUUCGUAAUUUAAAUAUGGAAUUAUCUAAAAUUCCUUCUUAAUUUAUAAAAGAUCUACUGAUUGGAUUACUUCAAUUUAAUUUAUCUAAACGAAUAUAAUUUAAAGAUCUUGCUAAACUACUUGGAAGUCAUUAAGAUAUAUAAUAAUUUUAUUCAACAAUUAGAAUUUACAAACCUAAACAGAAUAUAAUAGACUAAAAGAUUUUCUUUAGAGAAUCUAGAGAAAAUUAGAAUUCCACUUAUAUUCUUACUGAGACUGCCUUGAUGGAAUCUUUAAUUAUUCCAUCCCAUUAAUCUUUAGAGUCAUUCUAAUCAACAACAUAAGAGUCCUUUAGAUAAUCAAAUAGAAUUAUAAUUAUGGAAGACACAUUGAUGAAGUGCUAAUUAAAAUUAGAAUACAGUAAAUUUUAAAGUUUUAAUGAUGUGAUGAGUAUUCUUAAAGAUUAUAGUCAAGAUGGUGCUCCAGAAUUAUCUUUAACAAUAUUGGCACUUAAUUUUGGUAAAAUAUAUUUUUAUUUGCAUUUGAUAAAAGAAUUAGAAGAUGAAAAUUCUUCAUAUUUUUAUAAAAAUGAGGUAGAAAUGAAUUUAUGGAAAUUAUAUAGAUAAUAAAAUUGGAAAACAAUAAGUGAAGAUAUACAAAAAUUGAAAAUUACAGUAAAUCAUUUUAAAGUUUCAUUUAAUAGAGAAAAUGAAAUAAAAUGUGUUUAAUAAUAGGUUCUUUAGGGUUAAUCAGAUAAUUAAGAUUUCCUAGAAUAAUAGUUAUUUAAAAUUUAGUUUUUUAAUAAUUCUUUGAGUUAUUCAGACCAUAUAAACAAAUUUCUUGAUGGAUAUCGUACUUAAUGUUUAGCAAUAUUAAUUUCUAUAAAUGAAAAUAUUGAAUUUACAAUGAAUAUAUAAACAACUCAAAGAAUAAGAUAGAGUUUGAUAUUAUGUGCAUUUGCAGAUAUCCUAUUUAAACCAUAACUUGAAUGUCAUAAAAAGAUUAUGGAAAUUUUAAAAGUCAAAGAGAUUUCAAAAUAUGAGCAAUUUAAUGAAUACAUAAGAAUAGAUCCUUUCGGUUUUAGUGAAUGGUUUUAAUAGGCAAUUAUAUAUUUAAAAAAUCAUGAAAUAGGUAGAAAAUAUAUCUCAUAAUUGAAUUAAUUAUUAUGA